Molecule: messenger RNA, 1550 nt
Organism: Westerdykella ornata
Lineage: Eukaryota; Fungi; Ascomycota; Dothideomycetes; Pleosporales; Sporormiaceae
Product: mitochondrial 54S ribosomal protein YmL9
Exons: 3
Coding region: 23-1057 (344 amino acids)
Biological process (GO): translation
Cellular component (GO): mitochondrial large ribosomal subunit; ribosome
Molecular function (GO): structural constituent of ribosome
Source: RefSeq, a predicted model, not a curated record
UCCACAACAACCCAAUUCCACCAUGCCGCCGAAACCACCCCUCAAUUGGGGCAUAUUACCCCCAACCUUCCUCCUCCCAUCCUCCACGCGGUCCCUCCUCCCGCAAAUCGCCGCCUCAUACGUCCCCACGCCCGCCCUCUCAACCUCAACACUUCCACCCGCAUCCUACACCUACACCUCGAUCCGCACCGUCAUGAAAUUCAAAUCCACGCAAGAGCCACGCGCCUCACGCUUCAACCACCUCUCUGACAAAACUCCCCCCCUCGAAGCCACCUCGACCGCCGCCCUCGAGCGCAAAGCCCACAGCACCCCCCUCCGCACCGGCCUCUUCGGCAUCAAGCGCGGCAUGAGCGGCGUGUACGACCCGGAAACGGGAAAACGAACACCAUGCACGAUCCUCCAGUUCGACCGCAACGAGGUGCUCAUGCACAAGACGCGCGACAAGCACGGGUACUGGGCGGUACAGAUCGGGGCAGGGAGCAAGGACGUGGGCAACACGACGAGGCCGAUGCUGGGCCAUUUUGCGGUUGCGCGGGUGGGGCCCAAGAGGUGGGUGGGCGAGUUCAAGGUGAGGGGCCAGGAAGGGUUGGGCGUGUUGCCGGGGGAGAUGAUUGGGGCGAGUUGGUUUCGCGAGGGGCAGUGGGUGGAUGUUCAGGGCGUGAGUCGGGGAAUGGGGUUUGCGGGUGGAAUGAAACGCCACGGCUUCGGCGGCCAACCCGCUUCCCACGGUCAAUCGCUCAUGCACCGCGGCAUGGGUUCCGCAGGCGGUAGUCAAGGCUCCGGUUCGCGCGUGCACCCGGGCAAGCGCAUGCCCGGGCGCAUGGGCAACGAGCACGUAACGGUCAAGAACCUCAAGGUGCUGCAGGUCGACGAGGCGAAUGGGAUUGUUGUUGUUCACGGCUGCGUCCCCGGCCCAAAGAACCAGGUCGUUCGCGUCCAAGAUGCCAUUGGCAAGCCCUUCCCUACGAGCCCCAUGACGCUUGCAGAAGUGGUGCCCAGCUCGAUUACGCCCCCGCCCGAAGGACAUCCCGCGAAGACGGUGCCGGUGCCCUUGUAAGAUCUUUUAGGAUUAUCUUGAGCUCUGGGAUUUGUAUAAGAGUAUAAGAGAAGAGAUAGACGGCGUUGGAGUUACCGCUGUAAGAGGAUAGAGAGAAGGUGCUCCUGGGGUCAUUAGAGGGCUGUUUCGAGAUAGCGACAGAGGCGGGAAUUGUAGGGAGAAGCAGCGAGUUUUGGACAGGGCGAGGAGAGGAGAGGGAAAUGAGAAGUGUAUGAUAUAUCCGGCAUACAUGGCCGGCAUCGCGUUUUUCUCUUGGUCUGUCUGUACAUGGAUUGCAUCGCUGAUGGCUAGAUUCGAAGAAAGAAAGAAGGAAUGAGUGUGUCCAUGUGGCAGGGCAGUGGUUCCAUCCUGUCUCAUUGUAUAUUUAGUUACCACGUGGAAGCGGUAGACCUGGUUAGAGUAAAUACCAUAGUAGAGCAGGCGAAAUCAUGAGAAGACCAACUCAUAGCGGAAUCACCAACCUCUCAAAGUGGAUUUCACAACCAUAAACGCC